Messenger RNA from Portunus trituberculatus (swimming crab), 2362 nucleotides. Its product is annotated as leucine-rich repeat extensin-like protein 3. Lineage: Eukaryota; Metazoa; Arthropoda; Malacostraca; Decapoda; Portunidae. The record is from RefSeq and is a predicted model, not a curated record. The coding region runs from base 230 to 1687 and encodes 485 amino acids. The transcript is spliced from 4 exons.
UCACCCAAUAAGCGGAGACACAGUGCUGCUCGUGGAGGGCCUUCCUGAGGGGGAUGGCAGUGCGCCCGAAGACACAGCCGAUCCUUUUGCUCCAGAAAUUGAAAAUUUCAAUCUUGAUCCACCAAUAGACGCUCAGGAGCUGGCCAACGUGCCUGAGUGGAUCGCUGAUGAUCCUGUCUCUGGCGUGAUCUUCGACCAUUCAAAGGUCAACCAAGACCCGGUGCUGCCCAUGGACGAUGUAAAGGAGUUCUUUGUGGCCGAGGACCCCCAGGCAGAGAACCAGGAAAAGACAGCACCCGUGGCGAGCGUGACGGAGGUGAAGCAGCAGCUACAGGAAGAUGAGGUGCAUAUUGCUGCGCUGCCAGACGCAGUGCCCUUCAGCCCCGCCAAGGUGCACCUCUCCCCAGAGAUGCAUGACGCCGUGAGGGACGCCAUACAAGCUCAAAUCGCUGCCAUGGACGGCUUUGGACUGAAGAUGCCAGUAGAGGUAGAAACUGCUCCUCCUGCACAGCCACCACCACCACCACCACCACCACCACCUCCUUCUUUUCCAUCCCCACCACCACCAUCACCUCCUUCUUUUCCAUCACCACCACCACCACCACCUCCUCCUCCUCCUCCUUCUUUUCCAUCACCACCAUCACCACCGGCUCCUACUUUUGACUUCACUCCAAAUCUUGCUCCAGCCUUGAGUCCUAACCCUCCCCCAGAAAAACUCACCCCAGCACCCGCCCCAGCACCCGCACCAGCACCUGCACCCACACCAGCACCAGUUCGUCGUCCAGCACCCAAGCCUAGCAACAGACCACCACCAGUCAAGAUUCAGGAGGCACCAGCACCACCACCACCAACACCUGUCUUUGAGUCAUCCUACCUUUCUACUCCCGCCCCUCCCCCAGUUAUACACACUACAGCAGCAUCUAAGCCAGCACGACCAGCUUACCGGCCAAGACCUAAGCCAACCCGACCAACUUAUGCUCCGCCACCUAAGCCAACCCGCCAACUUAUACUCCUCCACCUAAGCCAACCCGCCCAAGUUAUGCUCCAACACCUAAGCCAACCCGCCCAACUUAUGCUCCACCCCCCAAGCCAACCCGCCCAAGUUAUGCUCCACCAUCUAAGCCAACCCGCCCAAGUUAUGCUCCAACACCUAAGCCAACCCGCCCAACUUACCGCCCAAGACCUAAACCAACCCAGCCAUCCUAUCACCCCCCACCAAAGCCAACCCAUCCAACCUACCGCCCACACCGCCCAGCCAAGCCCACAGCUCCACCCAUGUCUUAUUUCAACAUACAGGAGCCAAAACCAGAGCACUUCAAGCCUCCCUCUCAUCAUGAAACUACUCACCGGCCCCCUCCUUUCCACGCCAGGCCUCGUCCUCAUCCUCGUCCUCGUCCUACUCCUUCAUAUAAACCUCCCCCUCCUGCCACCUAUACACCUCCUCGUCCUACCUACAGACCUCGUCCCGCUGCUCAUUACAAACCUCCCACUACUACAGAGCCUCCUUCUUCCUACCACAGGCCGGCGCCCAGACCCAAGCCUUCCUACGGGACACAUCACAAGAACACUCCUACCACCACAGCCAAGCCACAUUACCACCCCACACAGGCGACCCACAAGCCUCCCAAGGCACAGAAACCAAUCCUGGCCCCCUUGCUGGUCCCUGUUGACCUUCACAGCAUCGUGAUACCCAAGGGUGUGUCCUUUAUUCACCGCAAGCCACGGCCUCCUUCUCCCUUCCACAUCCCUUUUUUCUUCAGGUCAGACCGCAAACAGAGACUUCAGGUGCCGGAGUCUGUGAAAAGUCGCCUGGAUUCGGAUCAGCCAGAAUGGGUGGCUGAUCUAGAGCCAGAUCGCCGCUAGACUGAUGACCCGACACUCCAGUACUGGUAAAGUCACGGGGCGUCACUAACUACAUACGUCAAGUCCCGGCAAGCUGCCGAGAUGUAAUGUGCAAGACUUCCAGAUCCACAGUUCAAGGUGCCGGGAAAUCUUCACUCUCUGUCGCGGUUCAGCCAAUAUCGUGCAGCUUCUCGGGACUCGGCUGCAUCCUUGCUCAAAUCAAAAUGCCACCGAAUACCAGAUGAUCAUUGCCGGAGAUGUACAGGUGUAGGUUUAAUGUUAGGUGUUAACUUGUUACUUGAAGGUUUAUGUAAAUAGCCCAUGACUUGAAUUUUAACCUCCACGUAUGUCUUUGUUUUCUACAUUUGAACCACGUGAUGUCAAGAGUAAUUAAGGAAUUCUCAGGUGAGUCAUUCUUUACGAUUACGUGUAAAUGCUUUGUAGCUUCUUCGAGUUGUGCAUUUUGCUAUAUUUGUUGUUAUGUAGAGAAAAUAGUAUUUAUUAAAAACACAAGUGCUGA